Molecule: messenger RNA, 615 nt
Organism: Perkinsus marinus ATCC 50983
Lineage: Eukaryota; Perkinsozoa; Perkinsida; Perkinsidae
Exons: 6
Coding region: 1-615 (204 amino acids)
Source: RefSeq, a predicted model, not a curated record
AUGGUGAGCAGUUUGAUCCAUCGACUUUUCUCUCCUAACAGAGCUCAGUGUGAAACCAAGCCCGAGCCGGAGGCAAAGACAGGGACCAAGGAGUUCUCGGACGCUGCGAUGGGCUACGACCCGGACACUUGGUACCGAGUGUACGAGGCUGUGCCGAAGACUGAGGCGGAGAAAAACUAUGAGAUUAUCAAGGAAUGCGGGUUAGGGGAGAUUUGGGGUGGUCCAGAGCCCCCGGCACCAGCUCCACCGAAGCCUCAGCCACACACGUUCGGGUCGGAAUGGGAGAAGGAAGUUGGCAAGCAUUACGGUCUGGUUCCGAAUGAGGCUGAACCACGCACAUCCAACGAGAUUCGCGAAGCAACGGCUGAUUAUGCCAAGAGAAUCCAUCAGUCUGAUCCUGACGAUGCGUGCAAGUACUUGGCGAUAGAGGAGUACCGUUGUUUGUUGACGGCGCAGGCCGACAUUGAGACUGAGGAGGCUGCGACCAAAUGUUUCAAGUGGAAUGAUGAGUGGCGUCGUUGUCAAUGGGAUCAAUACAAGUUCAAUGAGGGUCUCACUUAUAUUGAAGGCCCUCAGAUCAAGAAGGCGUAUCGCUUCGCCCCGAACUACAAGUAG